Trematosphaeria pertusa is the source of this 2901-nucleotide messenger RNA. RefSeq names its product CDC45-like protein. Gene Ontology annotation, biological process: double-strand break repair via break-induced replication; DNA replication initiation; mitotic DNA replication preinitiation complex assembly. The transcript has 2 exons. NCBI's taxonomy places the organism in Eukaryota, Fungi, Ascomycota, Dothideomycetes, Pleosporales, Trematosphaeriaceae. Gene Ontology annotation, cellular component: DNA replication preinitiation complex. Gene Ontology annotation, molecular function: single-stranded DNA binding; DNA replication origin binding; chromatin binding. The record is from RefSeq and is a predicted model, not a curated record. Bases 196 to 2745 code for a protein of 849 amino acids.
AAGCUGCCGCAUCCACGCAUAACAAUUGCUUUCCCUCCACUCCAUAUUUUACAAGAGCCUUUUAUUAUUUUAACUUUCGCCUAUUCGAAAGCAAUGAACCUUAACUAACACUAGAGUUCCUCCGCAACUCCCUCGACGCGUCUCUCCACGCGCGUUUCUCGAGCAUCCCGCGCCCACAGCACACGAGCGAGCAGCAUGUACCUUCCACGAGGCUUGAUUGCACAGCUCUACCAGAAUCUGAUAAAGCGAAAUCAUGCUGCCGCGCCGCCCGUCUUACUCCUCGUCGCCCUCGAGCCCGACGCGCUAUGCGCAUGUCGCAUUCUCACCGCGCUACUAAAACGCGACUACAUCCCGCACAAGAUCCAGCCCAUUGCCGGCUAUGGCGACCUAUAUCGCGCUGCCGAAGAUCUGAUACGGCCUAUGCGGACUUCGGAAGGCGGGAGCGGAGGCGUCGUGGUGUGUCUAGGCGUUGGCGGCAUGGUGGAUCUGGAAGAGAUAUUCGGCAUGGAUGUGGAUGAGAACGGGCAUGGCGGAACUGGAGAUGUGGAGGUCUGGGUAGUGGAUGCGAGGCGACCGUGGAAUUUGUCCAACGUGUUUGGGACGCCGAUCGGUGAAGAUCUGGUGAGUGGGGAGCUGGCGAGGAAGAGAGCGGGAGUGGACAAGGGACGGUUGUUACAGUCCUAUCAAUCUACAAAAGGAGGGAUUAUAGUUUUCGACGAUGGUGAUAUUGAGGAAGAGCUGGAAGCGGAACGGGAAGCGUACUGCGCGCUUGAGGAGAUGCCGGAGGUCGGAGAGGACGCGGAUGUGGAAGACGAGGACAGCGCAGAUGAGGAAGAGCCUCCAGAAUCGGGUCAAGCUCCCAAAAAGAGGAAAUCAUGGGGCGACGAUGACGAGUCUGGCGAGGAUAUGUCCGACGACGAGCGACCGAGGCAAAGACGGAGGAGUAACUCAGGAGGCUCAAUACCAUCAUCACCCGAAAGGAGGCCACGGCGCGGUCUCAUGAUACUCGGCGGAUCCUCCGAUUUCUCGCGUUCAGACUCUCGCAGCCGAUCCGCAUCACCGGCCAUAGCCGCGCCGAUGGAGAAGUCUGUUAAGAGCCUCCGAAAACAGCUCAUGGUCAUGCGCCAAAAAUACACAAAGGUACUCGACAAGUACUACCAACUCGGCACGUCCUACUCCGAACCCGUAUCAUCCCUCGUCUACUCUCUAGCGUCCGAGCUUGGUCGAGAAGACAACGACCUCUUAUGGAACGCCAUAGUUGGCGUCAGCAGUCUCGAACUCUACGGCCGAACAGGUAGCGGUGUAGGCCUGAAUCCCCUCUCAGCGGCUGGUGGCUCAGCAGGCUGGAACGGCGAUCGAGGUGAACGCAUCCGGUCCGUCCUUCGCGACGAAGUACGCCGCUUGAACCCCUCCGAUUCCAGAGAUCUCGCCCGCGAAGCAAGCAUGGGUGACUCGACCGGCGCAAUACCAACCAGUGCCAGAUCCGCAACCGACAAAUCAAUACGGCUCUCACCCGAACCUCGCUUCCUCUUACUCAGACACUGGAGCUUGUAUGAAAGUAUGCUCCACUCGCCCUAUCUCUCCGCCCGCCUGCACAUAUGGAGCGAUGCCGGUCGACGGAGAUUAGACAAGCUCCUUGCCAAAAUGGGCGUCAGUCUCACGCAAUGCAAGCAGAACUACACGCACAUGGACAUGGAACUCAAACGGGGUCUGCGGGAACGCCUCCUCAAAUUCGCGCCCGUCUAUGGUCUCGAUGGACUCGUCCCACCCCCUCCCCGAAAUGGUGACAUGAAAGACGGUUGGGGCUUCGUCCGCUGCUGGGGCUGGAAAGCAUGCCUCUCCGCCAUUGACGCUGGUGUCAUCCUCGGCGCCAUCCUUGAAGUCGGCGACGCGAAAUCCCUAUCCCACUCUUCUCUUGACUCUUCCAACUUUGUGGGUGCCCAGUCCCAGGCCCAAGACGCCGACCCCACAAAUUCAACCUCCGCCGGAGAAGAUGCCCAAGAGCACAUAAUAGCUCGCUUCUGGACCGCCUAUGACGCCCUCGCCAGCAUUGACAUCCUCACCACGCACAUCUCCACCGCGCAAUACCUGCACAAAGCCAUCCUCCGCACAGGCACCACGCUCAUCGAGAAAAAGCAGAUCCGCCAUCUGCGCGCUUUCCGCAUGGCCGUUGUCAAAGAAGGGCCAGACGUCCAGCUGUUCACGCACCCGGGCGCGUUAACUAAACUAGCGCUGUGGAUUGCUGAGGCGAUCGUCGAGCUGAACGGGACAAAGGGGCGGAAUAGGGGGAGCGAGCUUGUGAUGGCGGGGCUGGAUGAGAGUCGGGGCAGAUAUGUCGUCGUCGGCCUGGGCGGCGGAGGGGCUACGGAGUCGACGCGGGAGCGGAUUGCGAAGCGCGAAGCACGUCAAAAAGCCCGAGACGCUAAGAAGGCGGCGAAGGCGGCGGAGAUGGAGAAGAAGAGGCAAGCCCGCUUGGCGCGCUUGGAAGCCGCGGGGCUGGACGACGAUGAGGUGGAAGACGAGACGGAGGACGAAGACAGCGAUGAAGAUGAGGAGAGUGACGAGGAGGAGGAGAAGGAGAGAGGGCAGGGGCGCAACAGGUUCGGAAAUGCGUUCCAGGAGGUUGUGCGGGAGACGGGGGCGCGGGUAAGGAUGGACAGUUUCGAGGCGUGCGUGAUCGAGAUCCGGAAGGAGGAUUUGAGUGGGUUUUUGGAGCGGCUGAGUAUGAAGGCUGUUGUGGGAUAGCCUCUGGGAAGGGGACAUGUGGAACGGCACCUCUUUCGGCGUUUGCCUGUUUUGGGAAAUGGCGAUGAUGAAUGGGCUUAGGUUACACGCUGUUUUGGCGACGGGCAUAUGUUUUACUUGGGGCAUUUAUAGCAAGCAAUCGCAUCUCGUUUUCAC